Messenger RNA from Lathyrus oleraceus (garden pea), 747 nucleotides. RefSeq names its product U11/U12 small nuclear ribonucleoprotein 31 kDa protein. Lineage: Eukaryota; Viridiplantae; Streptophyta; Magnoliopsida; Fabales; Fabaceae. Gene Ontology annotation, cellular component: U12-type spliceosomal complex. The transcript is spliced from 2 exons. The record is from RefSeq and is a predicted model, not a curated record. Gene Ontology annotation, molecular function: RNA binding. The coding region runs from base 1 to 747 and encodes 248 amino acids. Gene Ontology annotation, biological process: mRNA splicing, via spliceosome.
AUGUCAAGCAAGAAGAAACACAAACGAAAACACAGCGACAGCGAUGAAGACGACGACGUUUUCUACUACCUCUACUGCGCUUCUUCCUCAACCCCCAACACCACCACCGGCACCACAUCCAGUAAUCAACCCCAAUCAAAACCGAACAACAAAGGAUCAUCAAUAGGAGGAACAGGUGAACCCUUAGCACCAUCAAAAUCGACGUUAUACGUUUCUAACCUAGAUUACUCCCUAACAAACUCCGAUCUCCAUACGCUCUUCUCUACUUUCGGCCGCAUUGCGCGUGUAACCGUUCUCAAAGACCGUCACACGCACCUAAGCCGCGGUGUCGCGUUUGUCCAAUUCCUUUCUCGUAAUGACGCCCAACGCGCCGUGGCGGAGAUGAAUAAGAAGAUUCUCAAUGGAAGGACUCUAACUGCUUCUAUUGCUGCUGAUAAUGGACGUCCUCCGGAGUUUAUUCGGAAGCGCGUGUCGCGGCCUCAGCCUAAGAAGCCGCGAUGGGGAUUUAGUGGGCUGAGGGAUAGGGAUGGGGAGGAGGAAGGUGAUAAGGAGGAGGAGGAGGGUGGUCAGAUUGCUGCGGAGCAGUUUGACGAUAAUUGGGCUUCUGUUGUGGAUGAUGAAGCGGGUGAAAGGUUGCUGGGGAGAAACAGAAAUGAUGAUGAGGGUUUGGACAACAACAAGACGAAGAAGAAAGGGAAGAAAGCUGGGUAUUUCAGUGAUGAGAGUGAUCAUGAUGAUGAUGAUUGA